CGCGUUUCAUCAUCGGCGACGGCGGCGGCCACUUAUAAAACUUCUGGGCGCACACUCGCUCGCGCAGUCUCCGCGCUGCGAACCUCCUCCGGCGGCCGCGGCCGCUCUCACCAGCCACCGGCGCGGCCGCUCCAGCCCGAGGCGCCCGGCCCCUGCUCGCCCCGCCGCCCGCCCGGGCCCUGCCGCCGUCCCGCCGCUGCUGCCGUCCCGCCACCAUGGGGCUCUGGCCCGAGCCCGGCGCGCGCCGGGGCAGCGACGCCUCUUCUGGCCGAGCCGGCCGCUGUCCCCGCUCUGUCUUCAGCAACAUUAAGGUGUUCGUGCUCUGCCACGGCCUCCUGCAGCUCUGUCAGCUCCUGUACAGCGCCUACUUCAAGAGCAGCCUCACCACCAUCGAGAAGCGCUUUGGCCUCUCCAGUUCCUCCUCGGGUCUCAUUUCCAGCUUGAACGAGAUCAGCAACGCCAUCCUCAUCAUCUUUGUCAGCUACUUUGGGAGCCGGGUGCACCGUCCACGGCUGAUUGGCAUUGGGGGUCUCCUCCUAGCUUUGGGUGCCUUCGUCCUCACCCUCCCACACUUCCUCUCAGAGCCCUACCAGUACUCCGUGGCCAGCAUUGGGAACAACAGCUUCUUCCAAGCCGAGCUCUGUCAGAAGCACUGGCAGGACCUGCCCCCCAGCAAGUGCCACAGCACCACCCAGGACUCCCGGAAGGAGACCAGCAGCAUGUGGGCUCUCAUGGUGGUUGCCCAGCUGCUGGCAGGCGUCGGGACGGUGCCCAUUCAGCCGUUUGGAAUCUCCUAUGUGGACGACUUCUCUGAGCCCAACAACUCACCCCUGUACAUCUCCAUCUUAUUUGCCAUCUCUGUAUUCGGACCGGCCUUCGGGUACCUGCUGGGCUCUGUCAUGCUGCAGAUCUUCGUGGACUAUGGCAGAGUGGACACAGCUGCCGUUAACCUGAGCCCUGGAGACCCCCGGUGGAUUGGAGCCUGGUGGCUGGGCCUGCUCAUCUCCUCAGCGUCCUUGGUUCUCACUUCUUUCCCCUUUUUUUUCUUUCCUCGAACAAUGCUCAGGGAAGCGGAGAGGUCUCCAGCCAUAGUGGAUGAGGCAAGGAAGAUGGAUGAGGUCAAGCCAAGAAGCUCCCUGCUGGAUUUCAUUAAAUGCUUUCCCCACAUCUUCCUGAGGCUGCUGAUGAACCCACUCUUCAUGCUGGUGGUCCUGGCCCAGUGCACCUUCUCCUCUGUCAUUGCUGGCCUCUCCACAUUCCUCAACAAGUUCCUGGAGAAGCAGUAUGGUGCCUCUGCAGCCUAUGCCAACUUCCUCAUCGGUGCUGUGAACCUUCCUGCCGCAGCACUGGGGAUGCUGUUUGGAGGAAUCCUCAUGAAGCGUUUUGUUUUCUCUCUGCAAACCAUUCCCCGCGUGGCUGCCACCAUCAUCACCAUCUCCAUGGUCCUCUGCGCCCCUCUCUUCUUCAUGGGAUGUUCCACCCCCACUGUAGCGGAGGUCUAUCCCCCCAGGACAUCAAGUUCUAUACAUCCGCAGCUUCCUGCCUGCCGCAGGCACUGCCUGUGCCCAGACUCCAUCUUCCACCCAGUGUGCGGAGACAAUGGAGUAGAGUACCUCUCACCCUGCCAUGCCGGCUGCAGCGACGUCAACAUCAGCUCUGUGGCCUCCAAGCAGCUGAUGUAUCUGAACUGCAGCUGUGUGACCGGGGCGUCCGCUUCAGCCAAGUCGGGCUCGUGCCCCAUCCCCUGUGCCCACUUCCUGCUGCCGGCCAUCUUCCUCAUCUCCUUCGUGGCCCUCAUUGCCUGCAUCUCUCACAACCCGCUCUACAUGAUGGUUCUGCGUGUGGUGAACCAGGAAGAAAAGUCAUUUGCCAUCGGGGUGCAGUUCUUGCUGAUGCGCCUGCUGGCCUGGCUGCCAUCUCCAGCCCUCUACGGCCUCACCAUCGAUUACUCCUGCAUCAGGUGGAGCUUGCAGUGCUCGGGGAGGCGUGGGGCCUGUGCCUACUAUGACAAUGACGCUCUUCGAGACAGGUACCUGGGCCUGCAGGUGGGCUACAAGGCGCUGGGUGCACUGCUGCUCUUGUUCACCAGCUGGCGGGUGAAGAAGAACAAGGAGUACAACGUGCAGGAGAAGGCUGCGGGCCUCAUCUGACCCCUGACCCUCGGCCCAAACACUGACUGCCCUGUUCCAGAAAGUGGACCCUGCCCCUCCACACCUGCCUGUAUUUACUAAUGUUAACACAUCAUUUCCAUUUUGUUUUCUAAAUAAGAGAAAACCCCAGUCACCAUUUGCCCUCCCUGCCUCCGCCCCCAUCCCAGGAUUCCUUAGGUCCACUGUGUACCUGGGCUGGAUGGGUACUGA
This is a messenger RNA of Odobenus rosmarus divergens (Pacific walrus), 2360 nucleotides long. RefSeq names its product solute carrier organic anion transporter family, member 2A1 (gene SLCO2A1). The transcript is spliced from 14 exons. Lineage: Eukaryota; Metazoa; Chordata; Mammalia; Carnivora; Odobenidae. Gene Ontology annotation, molecular function: protein binding; prostaglandin transmembrane transporter activity. The coding region runs from base 216 to 2150 and encodes 644 amino acids. Gene Ontology annotation, biological process: prostaglandin transport; transmembrane transport; sodium-independent organic anion transport. Gene Ontology annotation, cellular component: membrane. The record is from RefSeq and is a predicted model, not a curated record.